GUGAGUGUCGAGUCAAAUUAAUAGCAAAUAGUCUGCGCCUGUUGUUCAAGCGAAACGUUGGUGAAAAAAACGUUAAAUAUUAUACAAUUUUUUUAAAUAAAGCAGUAAAACGUCGUUUACACUCAUUUUUGAAAUGGAGAAAUUAAUAACGGGCCGUCCGCAGCGUAAUCGGCGACAUAGCAGACGCGCCUGGCCUCCAGAGGAUGACCUUCAUCAGCCGCGUCUUAUAAAGCGACUUUUCACACCCGAGAUCAAGCGCAUGCUGAAGGAUUGGCUUGUGCGUCGCCGCGAAAAUCCCUAUCCAAGUCGUGAUGAAAAGAAACGCUUGGCCUGCGAAACUGGUCUCACGUACACACAAAUUUGCAAUUGGUUCGCCAAUUGGCGUCGCAAGUUGAAAAACUCAGAAGGGGAGCGUAGCAAAAGAUCUUGGGGCCAUCUCAUUAAGCAUUACAAUACAAAUGCACGUGGAAAUGUGGAACAAUUUAGUAUAUCUUCGGAGGAUAGCAUUUGGGAAGAGGAUGAGUUGGAACGGAAUGAGGAUGAAUUGAAACGGAGUUUCGACGACGAAUAUGAGUCGCGUGAAGAUGGCAUUUCUAGUGGCACUGAGGGCACAGUUAGCUCAUCAGGCGGCUGUUGUUAUGACAGUCUUGACAAGAGCAUAUCGAAAACUAGCUGCUUUUUGAAAAAUCAAAAAUGUGAUAAUCGCAUCGUAAUAACACCUGCUUACGUAACUGCAAAUGAGCCACCAGUCGGCACUAUUCCUCAAAAUUACCCAAUGGCGUCACAGCAACAGGCAAGUGAGGCCAAAGAAAUACUGACAAAACCAAGCUCAACCGUCAACACCGCAAAGUACAAACAGAAAAUGAUGGAGAAAUAUCUGCGUGAUAUGCAUAACGCGCAACCACCUGCAAUUACACAACAAUCCGCCCCCCAAAGUGUCUGUGAUGAGCUGAGUAUUAGCACAAAGCCGAUUGUAAAUGGAUCCGCCAACAACGGUAGUAAUGGCGUGCGCAGCGGUGAUAAUAACGCAUUGACGAAAUGGCUGGAGAGUGCGGCACGUUUUACGCCCGAUAAGAAUAACUACUUCAUCGAAUGGAAUGGCAGAACUGGAAAAUUGGAGCGCAAACAACGCACGAAACAAUUACGGCGCGUCACAAUUAUACCAGCCAACUCGCAGAUCUUGCAGCGCCGAUCUACUAGUGCCUGCCCCUCACAAUUGGAAUUGGACGCGGCUGAGGCAUUGGCCAAUAUGGCAUUUAAUUGCCGGCAGCGAAUGUUGGACUGCAAUACUGCCGGUGUGAGCCUACAGACUGUCAAUGCAAUUAGUUCUUAGCAGUUGGUGCGCACAGGCACACACACACAUUCAUACAUGUACAUAUGUAUGUAGGUACAUACGAACAUUUACAGCACAAAAGCAAGCAUUCCAGUGUAAAUUUUGGGUGCAAAAGACUAUGCGAAUUUAGGGAAUUUUACUUUCAUCAUUUAAGUGGAGCCAAGACUAGACGGAGUUUAAAAGACAGAGAAAUGUGUGAAAUGAGCGAAUGAAUAAAUGACAUCAUAAGAAAUUAAAAAUUUGUGUGGAAUUAAAAUAUGGAAAAUAUUUGAAGAAGGGGUGCAAUAAGAAGAGAUACAUAAAUUUUAGAAUAAAAUAAAAAAAAUUGGAUAAUGUAAUAUAACGCAACAUUUGGUAAUAAAUAAAAUUAAUAAAAAAUAAUAAUAGUAAUAAUAAGGAAAUUGAACGAACUGAAAAAAGAAUUAAAAAAAGUGUAACAAAACUUAAUGAAAUGAACAAAAAACAAGUUAAAAAAUGUAUCAAAACUAUCACAAACUUAAUGAAAUGAACAAAAAACAAGAUUAAAAACAUUUUACACGACUAUCACAAACUGAAUGAACUGAACAAAAAACAAGAAAAUAAAUUAAAAAUAUUUAACAAAACUAUCUCAAACAAAAAAAAAAAAAAAAUUAAAAAUAUUUCACAAAACUUUCUCAAACUGAAUAAACUGAACAAAAAAAAAGAAAAUAAAUUAAAAAUAUUUAACAAAACUAUCUCUACUUAUAGAACUGGACAAAAAAAAAAACUAAAAAAAUUUUACAAAACUAUCACAGACUGAAUGAACUGACAAAAAAAAAGAAAUUAAAAAUAUUUAACAAAAUUAUCACAAAAUAAAUGAAAUAAACAAAAAAAAUAAAAUAAAUGAAAAAUAUUUAACAAAACUAUCUCAAACAAAAAAAAAAAGAAAAUAAAUUAAAAAUAUUUGACAAAACUAUCAUAAACUGAAUGAACUGAAAAA
Anastrepha ludens (Mexican fruit fly) is the source of this 2291-nucleotide messenger RNA. RefSeq lists its product as uncharacterized. Gene Ontology annotation, molecular function: RNA polymerase II cis-regulatory region sequence-specific DNA binding; DNA-binding transcription factor activity, RNA polymerase II-specific. Gene Ontology annotation, cellular component: nucleus. The record is from RefSeq and is a predicted model, not a curated record. Gene Ontology annotation, biological process: muscle organ development; regulation of transcription by RNA polymerase II; cell development. The transcript has 4 exons. NCBI's taxonomy places the organism in Eukaryota, Metazoa, Arthropoda, Insecta, Diptera, Tephritidae. Bases 134 to 1333 code for a protein of 399 amino acids.